CUCACUGUCGCUGGCUGCCUAGAUAGACGGGCUGUGGCUCAGUGAGCCCUGCUGCAGGGAACAAGCAAGGGAUACCCAGGAGCUCAGGGCUGCCAAGGGAAUCCCACCCUGCCCUUCCCUGAGGGCCCAGCUCCUGAGGCUGGGGAGAGAACAGGUGCAGAGCCACUGCAGUUGCUCAUUGCUCAGCCUCCUAAAUGAUGCCAGCCCAGCAUUCCCUAACCUCCAGCCUGGCCCUCCUACUGCUGCUGAGCACAGUCAGAGCAGGCCCUUUCUCUUCACGCUCCAAUAUUACACUCCCCGCCCCACGACCCCCUCCUCAGCCAGGGGGCCGCACAGCAGCACCAAGAGGGGCGAACCCCACUUCUCAGCUUUAUGAGCACACUGUAGAAGGAGGGGAAAAGCAGGUGGUAUUCACCCACCGCAUUAACCUGCCCCCUUCAACUGGCUGUGGCUGUCCCCCAGGCACUGAGCCCCCAGUCUCUGCUUCAGAAGUGCAGUCCUUGAAGGUCCGUCUAGAGAUCCUGGAGGAGCUGGUGAAGGGGCUCAAGGAACAGUGCACAGGGGGAUGUUGUCCUGCUGCUGCCCAGGCUGGCACAGGCCAGACUGACGUCCGUAGCCUCUGCAGUCUUCAUGGCAUAUUUGACUUGAGCCGCUGUGCCUGCUCCUGCGAGCCAGGCUGGGGUGGGCCAACCUGCUCAGACCCCGUAGACGCUGGAGUGUCCCCUUCCUCUCCACCUUCUGCUUCCGGGUCCUGUCCCGAUGACUGCAACGAUCAGGGGCGCUGUGUCCGCGGUCACUGCGUGUGCUUCCCUGGCUACACCGGCCCCAGCUGUGGCUGGCCCUCCUGCCCCGGGGACUGCCACGGACGCGGGCGCUGCGUGCAGGGCGUGUGCGUGUGCCGGUUGGGCUUCUCGGGUGACGACUGCAGUCUGCGCUCAUGCCCUCGAGGCUGCAGCGAGAGGGGGCGCUGUGAGGAUGGGCGCUGCGUCUGUGACCCUGGUUACACGGGCGAAGACUGUGGCUCGAGGACUUGCCCUUGGAACUGUGGCGAAGGUGGGCGCUGCGUGGACGGUCGCUGCGUAUGUUGGCCCGGGUACGCGGGUGAGGACUGCAGCACACGGACUUGCCUGCACGACUGCCGGGGCCGCGGGCGCUGCGAGGACGGAGAAUGUAUCUGCGACGCCGGCUACAGCGGGGACGAUUGCGGAGUGCGAAGCUGCCCCAGCGACUGCAAUCAAAGAGGCCACUGUGAGGAUGGCCGCUGCGUGUGCUGGCCAGGGUACACGGGCCCUGAUUGCGGUGCGCGUGCCUGCACGCGCAACUGUCGGGGCCGCGGGCGUUGUGAGAAGGGCGUGUGCGUGUGCAACGCAGGCUACAGUGGCGAAGAUUGCGGCGUGCGCAGCUGUCCUGGGGACUGUCGCGGCCGGGGUCGUUGCGAAAGUGGCCGGUGCGUGUGUUGGCCUGGGUAUACAGGCCGGGACUGCGGCACGCGCGCCUGUCCUGGCAACUGUCGAGGGCGUGGGCGUUGUAUGGAUGGUCGCUGCGUGUGCAACCCGGGCUUCACGGGCGAGGACUGCGGGAGCCGUCAGUGCCCAGGUGAUUGUCGCGGUCACGGCCGCUGCGAGAAUGGCGUGUGUGUGUGCGACAUAGGCUACGAGGGAGAGGACUGCAGCUCACUCAGCUGCCCGGGAGGUUGCCGAGGCCAUGGCCAGUGCCUAGACGGACGCUGUGUGUGUGAUGACGACUACUCAGGCGACGACUGCGGCGUGAGGCGGUGCCCGGGAGACUGCAGCCAGCGCGGCACGUGCCAGGACGGUGCGUGCACCUGUUGGGAGGGCUACGCUGGAGAGGACUGCAGCCUCCGUACCUGCCCCUCCAACUGCCACCAGCGUGGCCGCUGUGAUAAUGGGCGCUGCGUGUGCUACUCAGGCUACACUGGCCCUUCCUGCUCCACCCGCACCUGCCCGGCCAACUGCCGGGGCCAUGGGCACUGUGUGCAGGGAUCAUGCGUGUGCCACGCGGGCUACAGUGGGGAGGACUGUGGACAGGAAGAGCCUCCUGCCAGCACCUGCCCUGGGGGCUGCGGACCUCGGGAACUGUGCCGCGCAGGCCAAUGUGUAUGCGUUGAGGGCUUCCAUGGCCCGGACUGCGCCAUCCAGACAUGCCCGGAGGGCUGCCGUGGCCGAGGAGAGUGUCAUGAGGGCAGCUGCAUCUGCCAAGAGGGCUAUGCAGGAGAGGACUGCGGAGAAGAGGUGCCAGCCAUUGAGGGCAUGAGGAUGCACCUCCUGGAGGAGACGGCGGUUCGGACAGAGUGGACCAGGGCUCCUGGCCCUGUGGAUGCCUAUGAAAUUCAGUUCACCCCCACGACAGAGGGGGCGAGUCCACCAUUCACCACGCGGGUGUCCAGCUCUGCUUCAGCCUAUGACCAGAGAGGACUGGCCCCUGGUCAGGAGUACCAGGUCACUGUCCGCGCCCUUCGAGGGACUAACUGGGGCCCUCCUGUGUCCAAGACCAUCACCACCAUGAUCGAUGGCCCGCAAGACCUCCGGGUGGUGACCGUGACUCCAACCACGCUGGAGCUCAGCUGGCUGCACCCCCAGGCCGAGGUGGACCGAUUUGUGGUGUCCUAUGUCAGUGCUGGCAACCAGAGGGUGCGGCUGGAAGUGCCAGCUGAGGCAGACGGGACACUGCUGACUGACCUGAUGCCAGGCGUGGAAUAUGUAGUGACUGUCACCGCAGAGCGGGGCCGGGCAGUAAGCUACCCAGCUUCUGUCAGGGCUAACACAGCACCAGGCCACUACAGUUACCCGGAGGUGCGCCCCCCAGCCCCGCCCCCCAAACCACGGCCCCGGCCGGCUCCGCGGCCCCCUAGGCCCGCUAGGCCCCAUCAGCCUGCGGAGGAGGGUCAGGAGGAGCCUGGGCCUGGGCCUAACCUGCCCCGGCCCCCUCGGCGGCCGUGGGGCAACCUGACAGCAGAGCUGGGCCGCUUCCGCGGCACGGUGCAGGACCUGGAGCGCCGCCUGCGGGCUCACGGCUACCCGCUGAGGGCCAACCAGACCUACGCGUCCGUAGCGCGCCACAUCCACGAAUACUUGCAGCGGCGUCUGGCGGCUUCUGCCCCCACCGGAUCUCCCGCACCCCCGCCCCGUCGGCCCUACCCCACCGUCAGCCCCGACUCCGGCACCUGGAAGUGGGACUCCAACCAGGGCAUCUAUGGCCUCUUACCUGAAGGCGUCGAUGGGAUGGUGGUGCCCCGCCACCCCAAGCCCGAGGUGCUGGGCAGUUCCGCCAACGGCUCACUACUCGUGUCCCUCGAUGGGCUCCGCGGCCACUUCGAGCGAGUGGUGCUGCGCUGGCAGCCCCAGCCGCCUGCAGACGGCCCCCGCGGGGAGCUGACUGUGCCUGGCACCACGCGCACCGUCACCCUGCCCGACCUAAGGCCCGCCACCACCUAUCACGUGGAGGUCCACGGGGUGCGGGCAGGGCAGACCUCCAAGUCCUACGCCUUCAUCACCACCACAGGACCCUCCCCCUCGGGCUUCUUGGGAGCCACUGAUGAGCCUCCCCACUCAGGCCCUUCAACAACUCAAGGGGCUCAGGCCCCUGUCCUGCAGCAGCGCCCCCAGGAGCUGGGAGAGUUGAAGGUGCUGGGCAGAGACAAGACUGGACGCCUCCAUGUGGCCUGGACAGCCCAGCCUGACACCUUUGCCCACUUCCAGCUGCGCCUCUGGGUCCCUGAUGGUCCAGGGCCACAUGACGAACUGCUGCCAGGGGACGUCCGCCAGGCGCGGGUGCCCUCACCCCCUCCUGGAGCCCCCUAUGAGCUGUCACUUCGUGGGGUUCCCCCUGAGGGCGAGCCUUCUGCCCCUCUCAUCUAUCAAGGCAUUAUGGACAGGGAUGGGGAAAAGCCUGGGAAGCCCUUGGCCCCACCGCGCCUGGGUGAGCUGCGAGUGACAGAUGUGACCUCCAGCUCCCUGCUCCUGCACUGGAUGGUCCCUGAGGGCGAGUUCGACUCCUUCAUGAUCCAGUACAAAGACAGGAACGGGCCCCACGUGGUGCCUGUGGAGGGGCCCCAACGCUCGGCCCUCAUCACCAACCUGGACGAGGGCCGCAAGUACAAAUUUGUCCUGUAUGGGUUUGUGGGCAAGAAGAGGCAUGGCCCCCUGGUGGCUGAAGCCAAGAUCUUGCCUCAGAGCGAUCCCAGCCUAGCGAUCCCACCCCGUCUUGGAACAUUAUGGGUGACAGAUCCCACCCCAGACUCACUGCACCUCUCCUGGACGGUCCCUGAGGGCCAGUUCGACUCCUUCGUGGUCCAAUACAGGGACAGGGAUGGACGGCCCCAAGUGGUGCCUGUGGAAGGACCUGAGCGCUCGGUCACUGUCUACCCCCUGGACCCUGACCAUAAGUACAGAUUCACUCUGUUUGGCAUUGCAAACAAGAAGCGGCACGGCCCCCUCACGGCUGAUGGCAGCACUGCCCCUCAGGAGGCUGUGGAAGAGAUACGAAGCCCCACAGAUCCUGGUACACAGACGCUGAAGCCCAACGAGGAGCCCCUCCUUGGGGAGCUGACGGUGACAGGGUCCUCCCCGGACUCGCUGAGCCUCUCCUGGACCGUGCCCGAGGGACAGUUUGACCACUUCCUGGUCCAGUACAAGAACGGGGACGGGCAGCCCAAGGCGCUGCGGGUGCCGGGACACGAGGACGGGGUCACCGUCUCGGGCCUGGAGCCAGACCACAAGUACAAGAUGAACCUGUAUGGCUUCCACGACGGCCAGCGCCAGGGCCCCGUCUCCGCCGUCGGGGUGACGGCUGCAGAGGAAGAGACGCCCAGCCCCACGGAACCCAGCACGGAGGCCGCCCCAGAGCCCCCCGAGGAGCCCCUCCUGGGGGAGCUGACAGUGACAGGAUCCUCCCCGGACUCGCUGAGCCUCUCCUGGUCCGUCCCCCAGGGCCACUUCGACUCCUUCACCGUCCAGUACAAGGACAGGGACGGGCGGCCCCAGGCGGUGCGUGCCGGGGGUGAGGAGAGAGAGGUCACCGUGCGGGGCCUGGAGCCGGGGCGCAAGUACAAGAUGCACCUGUACGGCCUGCACGGGGGCCGGCGCGCGGGCCCCGUGUCCACUGUGGGCCUGACUGCGCCACAACUAGAAGAGACUCCUGCAGCCACCAACCCUCCCCUGGAGCCACACCUGGGGGUCCUGACAGUGACAGAUGUGACCCCCACCUCCAUGGGCCUCGUGUGGACAGUCCCUGAGGGCCAGUUUGACUCCUUCAUGGUCCAGUACAAGAACAGGGAUGGGGAGCUCCAGGUCAUUCCUGUGGCCGCAGACCAGCAUGAGGCCACUAUCACUGGCCUGGAACCUGCACACAAAUACAGGAUGCACAUCUAUGGGCUCCAUGGUGGGCAGCGCAUAGGCCCUCUCUCUGUGGUAGCUGCGACGGCUGCCCAAGGCGAUGCCAGCCCAGGGGCCACGCCCUCCCUCGGGGAGCUGUGGGUGACAGACCCUACCACGGACUCACUGCACCUCUCCUGGACAGUCCCUGAGGGCCACUUCGACUCCUUUGUAGUCCAGUUCAAGGACAGGGAUGGGCCCCGGAUAGUGCCCGUGGCAGGUCAUGAACGCUCCGUCACCAUCACCCCCCUGGACAGCGGCCGCAAGUACAGAUUCCUCCUCUAUGGCCUCCUGGGCAAGAAACGCCACGGCCCCCUCACCGCUGAUGGUACCACAGAGACCCAGGGUGCUGUGGAUGAUGCUAGAACAAAGCGUCCCCCAAAACCCCAUCUGGGAGAGGAGCUACAGGUGACCAGCGUGACACCGGACUCCGUGGGCCUUGCGUGGACGGUCCCUGAGGGCCAGUUUGACUCCUUCGUGGUCCACUACAAGGACAGAGACGGGCAGCCCCAGGUGGUGCCCGUGGAGGGCAGCCUCAGGGAGGUCAGGGUCUCGGGCCUGGACUCCUCCCGCAGGUACAAGCUGCUUCUCUAUGGGCUGCAUGAUGGCCGGCGUGUGGGGCCCAUCGCUGCGGUCGCUGUGACUGCCCCUAGGGAAGAAAUCGGAGCUGAAGCCACGGCCCCAAACCCUCCACAGUCUGAGCCACAUCUUGGGGAGCUGACCGUGAAUGAGGCCACCCCACACACGUUAAACCUCUCCUGGACGGUCACUAAGGGAGAAUUUGACUCCUUCGAGGUCCAGUACAUAGACAAGGAUGGGCAACUCCAAGUUGUCAGGGUAGGGGGCAACCGGAAUGACAUCACCCUCUCUGGACUGGAAUCCAACCGCAGAUACCUGGUGAAUGUGUACGGUCUCCAUGGCCAGCAGCGUCUCGGUCCUAUCCAGGUGGAAUCCCUGACAGUCCCAAGGAAAGAAGAGGGUAAACCUUCAGAACCUUCCACCGUGACCCCCGAGCCACCCAUCAAGCCGCGCCUGGGGGAGCUGACGGUGACAGGGUCCUCCCCGGACUCGCUGAGCCUCUCCUGGACCGUGCCCGAGGGACAGUUUGACCACUUCCUGGUCCAGUACAAGAACGGGGACGGGCAGCCCAAGGCGCUGCGGGUGCCGGGACACGAGGACGGGGUCACCGUCUCGGGCCUGGAGCCAGACCACAAGUACAAGAUGAACCUGUAUGGCUUCCACGACGGCCAGCGCCAGGGCCCCGUCUCCGCCGUCGGGGUGACGGCUGCAGAGGAAGAGACGCCCAGCCCCACGGAACCCAGCACGGAGGCCGCCCCAGAGCCCCCCGAGGAGCCCCUCCUGGGGGAGCUGACAGUGACAGGAUCCUCCCCGGACUCGCUGAGCCUCUCCUGGUCCGUCCCCCAGGGCCACUUCGACUCCUUCACCGUCCAGUACAAGGACAGGGACGGGCGGCCCCAGGCGGUGCGUGCCGGGGGUGAGGAGAGAGAGGUCACCGUGCGGGGCCUGGAGCCGGGGCGCAAGUACAAGAUGCACCUGUACGGCCUGCACGGGGGCCGGCGCGCGGGCCCGGUGUCCACUCUGGGCCUGACUGCUCCCCAGGUGGAUGAGGAUGAGACUCCCUUCCCCACUGAAGUGGAUGAGACCUCCAGCCCCACGGAACCCAGCACGGAGGCCGCCCCAGAGCCCCCCGAGGAGCCCCUCCUGGGGGAGCUGACAGUGACAGGAUCCUCCCCGGACUCGCUGAGCCUCUCCUGGUCCGUCCCCCAGGGCCACUUCGACUCCUUCACCGUCCAGUACAAGGACAGGGACGGGCGGCCCCAGGUGGUGCGUGCCGGGGGUGAGGAGAGAGAGGUCACCGUGCGGGGCCUGGAGCCGGGGCGCAAGUACAAGAUGCACCUGUACGGCCUGCACGGGGGCCGGCGCGCGGGCCCGGUGUCCACUCUGGGCCUGACUGCUCCCCAGGUGGAUGAGGAUGAGACUCCCUUCCCCACUGAAGUGGAUGAGACCUCCAGCCCCACGGAACCCAGCACGGAGGCCGCCCCAGAGCCCCCCGAGGAGCCCCUCCUGGGGGAGCUGACAGUGACAGGAUCCUCCCCGGACUCGCUGAGCCUCUCCUGGUCCGUCCCCCAGGGCCACUUCGACUCCUUCACCGUCCAGUACAAGGACAGGGACGGGCGGCCCCAGGCGGUGCGUGCCGGGGGUGAGGAGAGAGAGGUCACCGUGCGGGGCCUGGAGCCGGGGCGCAAGUACAAGAUGCACCUGUACGGCCUGCACGGGGGCCGGCGCGUGGGCCCCGUGUCCACUGUGGUCCUGACUGCUCCAGAUUACGAAGCUGGGCCCACCCAAGUUCCGCCCACCCUGACCCCCGAGCCUCCCAUCAAGCCGCGCCUGGGGGAGCUGACGGUGACAGGGUCCUCCCCGGACUCGCUGAGCCUCUCCUGGACCGUGCCCGAGGGACAGUUUGACCACUUCCUGGUCCAGUACAAGAACGGGGACGGGCAGCCCAAGGCGCUGCGGGUGCCAGGACACGAGGACGGGGUCACCGUCUCGGGCCUGGAGCCAGACCACAAGUACAAGAUGAACCUGUAUGGCUUCCACGACGGCCAGCGCCAGGGCCCCGUCUCCGCCGUCGGGGUGACGGCUGCAGAGGAAGAGACGCCCAGCCCCACGGAACCCAGCACGGAGGCCGCCCCAGAGCUCCCCGAGGAGCCCCUCCUGGGGGAGCUGACAGUGACAGGAUCCUCCCCGGACUCGCUGAGCCUCUCCUGGUCCGUCCCCCAGGGCCACUUCGACUCCUUCACCGUCCAGUACAAGGACAGGGACGGGCGGCCCCAGGCGGUGCGUGCCGGGGGUGAGGAGAGAGAGGUCACCGUGCGGGGCCUGGAGCCGGGGCGCAAGUACAAGAUGCACCUGUACGGCCUGCACGGGGGCCGGCGCGUGGGCCCCGUGUCCACUGUGGGCCUGACUGCCCCCGAAGAGGAACCCCCAGGCAGCCCCCCUUUGAAGCCGCGCCUGGGGGAGCUGACGGUGACAGGGUCCUCCCCGGACUCGCUGAGCCUCUCCUGGACCGUGCCCGAGGGACAGUUUGACCACUUCCUGGUCCAGUACAAGAACGGGGACGGGCAGCCCAAGGCGCUGCGGGUGCCGGGACAUGAGGACGGGGUCACCGUCUCGGGCCUGGAGCCAGACCACAAGUACAAGAUGAACCUGUAUGGCUUCCACGACGGCCAGCGCCAGGGCCCCGUCUCCGCCGUCGGGGUGACGGCUGCAGAGGAAGAGACGCCCAGCCCCACGGAACCCAGCACGGAGGCCGCCCCAGAGCUCCCCGAGGAGCCCCUCCUGGGGGAGCUGACAGUGACAGGAUCCUCCCCGGACUCGCUGAGCCUCUCCUGGUCCGUCCCCCAGGGCCACUUCGACUCCUUCACCGUCCAGUACAAGGACAGGGACGGGCGGCCCCAGGCGGUGCGUGCCGGGGGUGAGGAGAGAGAGGUCACCGUGCGGGGCCUGGAGCCGGGGCGCAAGUACAAGAUGCACCUGUACGGCCUGCACGGGGGCCGGCGCGUGGGCCCGGUGUCCACUGUGGGCCUGACUGUCCCAGACACAAAACCUUCUCCUCACCUGGGGGAGCUGACAGUGACGAAUGUGACCCCAGACUCAGUGGCCCUCUCGUGGGUGGUCCCCCAGGGCAAAUUUGACUCCUUUGUGGUCCAGUACAAGGACAGGAACGGGCAGCCCCAGGUGGUGCCUGUGGCUGCAGACCAGCUGGAGGUCACUGUCAGCGGCCUGGAUCCCAACACGAAGUACAAGUUCCUGCUCUACGGUCUGGCAGGCAAGAAGAAGUUGGGCCCCGUCUCUGCUGACGGCACCACAGCUCCCCUGGAGAAGGAGUGGCAGCCCCUACCCCACCUAGGGGAGCUGGCAGUGACAGAUGAGACCCCGCACUCCGUGCGCCUUACAUGGAGAGUGGCCCAGGGCCACUUUGACUCCUUCAUGGUCGAGUACAGGGACACAAACGGGCAGCCCCGGGCAGUGCCUGUGGCUGCAGAUCAGCAGGAGGCCACCAUAGGUGGCUUGGAGCCUGGCAGGAAAUACAAGUUCCUGCUGCACGGGAUCCUAGAAGGACAACGCCUGGGCCCUGUCUCUGUCCUGGGAAUGACAGCCCCAGAAGAGGCUCCCGAGCCCCCGGAAGGGCCCCGUUUGGGGGUGCUGACAGUGACUGACAGGACCCCGGACUCCCUGCACCUCUCAUGGACAGUGGCCCAGGGCCCCUUUGACUCCUUUGUGGUGCAGUAUUGGGACACAGACAGGCAGUCCCAGGCCUUGCUUGUGGGUGGUGACCAGAACAAGGUCCUUGUGUCCAGCCUGGAACCGAGCACCCCCUACAAGUUCUUUCUCUACGGCCUCCAUGAAGGGAAGCGUCUCGGCCCUGUCUCAGCUGAGGGCACCACAGGGUCAGCUCCUGCCGGUCAGACCCCAGGGGAGCUGGGGCCCCGGCUCUCCCAGCUGUCUGUGACUGAUGUGACCACCAGUUCUCUGCGGCUCAACUGGGAGGCCCCCUCUGGGGCCUUCGACUCCUUCCUGCUUCGCUAUGGGGUCCCAUCAGCAAGCACUCUGGAGCCCCAUCCGCGUCCCUUGCUGCAGCGGGAGAUGACAGUGCCAGGGACACGGCGCUCGGCUGUGCUUCGGGACCUGCGUCCCGGGACCCUGUACAGCAUUACACUGUACGGCCUGCGUGGGCCCCACAAUGCUGACAGCGUGCAGGGCACUGCCCGCACACUGAGCCCAGUUCUGGAGAGCCCCCGUGACCUCCAGUUCAGCGAAAUUGGGGAGACCUCAGCCAAGGUCAGCUGGAUGCCCCCACCGUCCAGAGUUGACAGCUUCAAAGUGUCCUACCAACUGGCGGAAGGAGGGGAGCCACAGAGUGUGCAAGUGGACAGCCAGGCGUGGACCCAGAAACUCAAGGGGCUGGUCCCAGGUGCUCACUAUGAGGUGACGGUCGUGUCUGUCCGAGGCUUUGAGGAGAGCGAGCCUCUCACAGGCUUCCUCACUACUGUUCCUGAUGGCCCCACCCAACUGCGAGCACUGAACUUGACAGAGGGAACAGCCAUGCUACACUGGAAGCCCCCUCAGGCUCCUGUGGACACAUAUGACAUCUGGGUCACAGCCCCAGGCACCCCCCGCCUACAGGCUUCAGCCCCGGGCAGCGCUGUGGACUACCCUUUGCACGGCCUCAUGCUCCACACCAACUACACAGCCACCGUGCAUGGCCUUCGGGGCCCCAACCUCACCUCUCCAGCCAGCAUCACCUUCACUACAGGGUUGGAGGGUCCCCGGGACUUGGAAGCCAAGGAAGUAACCCCCCGCACAGCCCUGCUUGUUUGGACAGAGCCCCAAGUCCCACCAACUGGCUACCUGCUCACCUAUGACACCCCUGGUGGACAGACCCAGGAGAUCUUGCUCCCAGGAGGCAUCACCUCUCACCAGCUCCUGGGCCUCUUUCCCUCCACCACCUACAGAGCCUGGCUCCGGGCUGUGUGGGGCGAGAGCCUCACGCCGCCCAUGUCCACUUCCUUCACCACUGGUGGACUGCGGAUCCCCUUCCCCCGGGACUGUGGGGAGGAGAUGCAGAAUGGGGCCGGCACCUCCAGGACCACCACCAUCUUCCUCAACGGCAAUCGCGAGCGGCCACUGAAUGUGUUUUGUGACAUGGCGACUGAUGGGGGCGGCUGGCUGGUGUUCCAGCGCCGCAUGGAUGGACAGACGGACUUCUGGAGGGACUGGGAAGACUAUGCCCAUGGUUUCGGGAACAUCUCCGGGGAGUUCUGGCUGGGCAACGAGGCCCUGCACAGCCUGACGAGAGCUGGCGACUACUCUAUGCGCGUGGACCUGCGGGCUGGGGACGAGGCAGUGUUCGCCCAGUACGACUCUUUCCGGGUAGACUCAGCCUCGGAGUACUACCGCCUCCACCUGGAGGGCUACCAUGGCACGGCAGGGGACUCCAUGAGCUACCACAGCGACAGUGUCUUCUCUGCCCGAGACCGAGACCCCAACAACUUGCUCAUCUCCUGUGCCGUCUCCUACCGAGGGGCUUGGUGGUACAGAAACUGCCACUAUGCCAACCUCAAUGGGCUCUACGGGAGCACAGUGGACCACCAGGGAGUGAGCUGGUACCACUGGAAGGGCUUCGAGUUCUCUGUGCCCUUCACGGAAAUGAAGCUGAGACCCAGAGGCUACCGCGCCCCUGCCUGGGGAGGCUGAGCCUCGGCUCACCUCUCCCGCGCAGGUAAGACUGCCGAGCACUGAGGGGCCGCGAGGCGAGAAGAAUCAGGGCCCGUCUUCACCACCCAUCCACCAGAGGGAGCCUUCUCCACCGCGAUCUCACAGCACUAUGUUUACAGGGGGGAGGGAGGAUAGUAUCGAACAAUAAAAGGAGACACUGAGGC
Molecule: messenger RNA, 11857 nt
Organism: Pteronotus mesoamericanus
Lineage: Eukaryota; Metazoa; Chordata; Mammalia; Chiroptera; Mormoopidae
Gene: TNXB
Product: tenascin XB
Biological process (GO): regulation of cell adhesion; neuron projection development
Molecular function (GO): protein binding
Source: RefSeq, a predicted model, not a curated record